Messenger RNA from Aspergillus puulaauensis, 1299 nucleotides. RefSeq lists its product as uncharacterized. Lineage: Eukaryota; Fungi; Ascomycota; Eurotiomycetes; Eurotiales; Aspergillaceae. The coding region runs from base 1 to 1299 and encodes 432 amino acids. The transcript is spliced from 2 exons. The record is from RefSeq and is a predicted model, not a curated record.
AUGACUCCAAUCGAAGAAAUAAUCCCGCUUUAUCUGGCAGACAGGAUCUCCCUCGACUCCGCCAUCCAAUCCGCAUCCCAAAUACCCAGAACACCCCUCCUCCUCACAGCCCUAAAAGAAAGCAGAUCCCUCCCACGCUCAAUAGACACAGACCCAACAACACCAACACCCGACCUCCCCUCCCCAUCGCAAGACAAACUCCUCCAGCUCAUCCGGGCCCUCGAUUCCCGCGCGCGCGCCCAAGACCGCGAUAGCGGGAUUGCACUGGAUGAUUUGAUUAGCACUCCCGGAUAUGGCUCGGAGGCCGAGGAACAGUAUAAUGCGCUGCAUGUAUUCACGAACGAGGCGGUCCGAGACUUUGCGGCUUGUUUCUUGCAUUCUGGCUAUGGCUAUGGCUCUGUUCCGUCACCAACAUCUGCGCGUAGGCAGAGCCAUGGCCAGACCAGACGAUCUAUCCGGUCUUCGCUAUUCCGGGCGCGGAGCGAGACGAGAUAUCUAGAUUCCGAUGUAAACGCCGAUGUUGAUGCCGAUGUUGAUACCUUCGCCGACGAACACGCAGACCCAAGCACCGAUGUACCAAUAUCCUCCGGUCCAGCUUCAGGCUCAGGUCUAGGCCACCGCCGCCGCAGAAGCAGCGGGGUAGAGAAGCAUUUGUACAACCUCGUCUCAUUCCUGGCGUUCCUGACGAAAGAGAAACUCCUCUUGUAUCCUAAUGUCGGGGAGCGCGUGGUUGUUGAGAUGGUUUCUGAGACGUUGUAUCACCCGCCAUCGCAUUCGCAUUUGCAUUCACAUUCACAUUCAAACUCGCAGUCGCAGCCACGGUCUUGGAAUCCCAACCGGAACCGGAACCGGAACCGAUCGCAUACUGUUCCACAAGACGUGGGUUCCGAUUCAAAGGGGAAAGGGAAAGGGAACGGAAGGGAAGAGACUGUGGCUGUUGCUGUGAGCCACGAGCCGUGGUUCGGGUUUGUUUCGGCGACUGGGCCGGGGAAUGAAGUGAGCGUUACGGCUGUUGCGCUGUGGUUGAUUAUCAUGGGGGAGGAGCUGUAUCAGCGGGCGCGGAUGGAGAGGAGGGAGCGGAGGGCGAGGCUUAAAUCCACGUCUAAGGGGGUGGCUGAGGGAGAGGGAGAAGAAGGAGGAGAUGUGUGGACGCGGCUGAGUGAGGUUGUUGGGCGGGAGUGGAAGACGUGGACGAGCAGGCUGCAGUUUCUAUCGUUGCGUGAGGACAUGGGCAUUUCGGCGCGCGAGCACGCAGCAGAGGCAGCGGCUGUUAUGAGGAGGGUUUAUGAUUAUGAAUAG